Aspergillus affinis is the source of this 2046-nucleotide messenger RNA. RefSeq names its product ELMO/CED-12 family protein. Gene Ontology annotation, cellular component: plasma membrane. The coding region runs from base 1 to 2046 and encodes 681 amino acids. NCBI's taxonomy places the organism in Eukaryota, Fungi, Ascomycota, Eurotiomycetes, Eurotiales, Aspergillaceae. The record is from RefSeq and is a predicted model, not a curated record. Gene Ontology annotation, biological process: actin filament organization; cell motility. The transcript is spliced from 4 exons.
AUGGACAACAUUUCCGAAAUUGUCGAAAGACUGGGCAGUGACGAAGAUGCCGUCCGGAAAAUGGCCGUCUUCAAAUUGCAGAGCCUUAUUGGGGAUCCUUCCUUUGCAGAUGUCUUCAUUAUGGAAGGUGGGCUGGUCAAACUACGAUUCCUCACUUUACAUACAAGUGGAAAUACCCUAGCAUAUAGCCUAACCAGCCUGGCUAGACUGCUUGAGGUGGAUAAAGGGUGGGAUUUUAUAAAUCAGGAGGUGGUCGAGAGGAUUGUUGAGCUCAUCGUAACUCACCCACUUGUUAACAUCCUGCGCGGCGCAAUGUCUAUACUCGUUUCGAUUGUAUCACACCCUCAGACUGGAAGUCGCAUAUCACAAAGCGGCGCUUUUGGCUUUCACGCUCUUAACCCUGCCAUCGCCGCCUAUCCGCAGUUUCUGGAAAUGCUUGUCAGUCGGUUAUCGUCAGCGGACCAUGCCCUGUGCGCUAAUGCGCUUCAACUGAUAAACUCGCUCAUGCGCGAUUCCAUUACGAAUGACUCGGCAUCUCAAUGGCCGAAGUUUAUACAAAAAUUACAAGAUCUUGGUGUUAUCAAGGCCGUAUAUGCACUGAUGCAAGGGACAAGUUUGCAGGAUCACGCCCACCCUCUAAUAGAGUUCCAAUCUCUCACCAAAGUCCUUCUGAGAAAGUGGCGAGAUAUUCCUCUGGAUAUGGAGAAUGCGGAACAUAGGAGAGCGCUGAAGGGGAUACAUCUGGCUAGUCAACCGGAGAGGAAUCUGGACAAAGGGAAUGAUGGUGCGACCGAGAUGCGGCGGUCCAAGAAGCACAACACAGACAAAUGGAGGCGGCUUGGAUUUGAGUCAGAAAGUCCAGUCAUGCAGUUUGAAAAAACGGGCUUCUUAGGAAUGAUGGAUCUCGCCGAUUACGUUAGAAGCCAUCAGGAUGAAUUCCAGAAAAUGCUCCUAGAGCAAUCGACCAAGCCAAUUCAGGAACGGUGUCCGAUUGCUCGGGCUUCCUUAUCUGUCACCUCCGUCUUGUACGAGCAUUUUGAGGUGGACAAGUCCGAUAUAGAAGAUGCCAAAAGCUAUCUGAUCUUGGAGUCUCGCUCAAAUCUUGACAAGCUGUUUAACCCUCUACUGCUGCAUUGGACCCGGCUUCAUGUUGCGGGAGUACAUGCAUUUUUCCGAUUAUGGAAGGCAACUGGAGCGGAGGUUGAAGACUAUGACAAAAUUGUUGAGCUUGUUCGUAUUCUCAUCGAAUCUGCUGUCGGUGGGGCGUCUCGAACUAAAGACGUGCAAGAUGUGGAAGAGGAGCUUGCCGAUUUCGAGUAUAAUCGUCUCCGUGAGCUGCAGAUGGAGUUAUUGGAGCUCACUUAUGAAGACGUUUGGGGUCAGCAUCUACGACAGGUGCGGGAGGAACUGCACAAUGAGGUUCUUCAAUUUAUCAAAGAACAAAGGAUUCGGUGUCUGUUACAAGGCUGUUGGUUUCCGAACGAGGGAGCGUCCAAGUCAGACAUAAUUGCGCCGAAAGAGUCUUCGUGGAAAUUCGUUCAACUUUCACAUAACCGGAGGUUUAUACAUUUCGGCGAUUUCGACUCGAGAGGAAACUGCAACCCAGAGCUUGAUACUCUACCAGAGAAGAUCGAUCUGUCAGUUGUGUCUUCGGUGGUCUCCAAUGUUUCAGCGUCAUCCAACAACUCGUCAUCUUCAACUAUAAAGAGCAUGUUGCAGCAUCCUUCCACGAAAAUCACCAUUCAUGGGUAUAUGCAACCGCAUUCAAUGCCGGGCGAAUCUAAGAAAAUAAGCAGCCACGAUCGUUCAAUCAGCAGAACAACACAAGGCGAGACUGUCUUACUGAGCCUUCGUCCGCAGUCCCCUAGUAUCGCCUCUGAGUGGCUCGAUGGCUUGCUCAUGCUUCUCGGCCAACAGCCCAUCACCUCAGAAACGGGCAAAUUGGUGAAGUUCGACGACGCCGUUUUUGCAGGCGAAGCUCCUCACGUUCCGUCUCGUGAAGGUCUUGAUGACGACUAUUACUAUGACCUUUUCGGGGGCAGUUAA